Centruroides sculpturatus (bark scorpion) is the source of this 1119-nucleotide messenger RNA. Its product is annotated as interleukin-1 receptor-associated kinase 4-like. The record is from RefSeq and is a predicted model, not a curated record. The transcript is spliced from 5 exons. Gene Ontology annotation, biological process: intracellular signal transduction; protein phosphorylation; cytokine-mediated signaling pathway. Lineage: Eukaryota; Metazoa; Arthropoda; Arachnida; Scorpiones; Buthidae. Gene Ontology annotation, cellular component: plasma membrane; nucleus; cytoplasm. The coding region runs from base 42 to 1037 and encodes 331 amino acids. Gene Ontology annotation, molecular function: ATP binding; protein binding; protein serine/threonine kinase activity.
ACAAGUGUAUAUAUAAAUUGAAACGUGUGUAUUUUAUAAUUAUGCAUCCCAACUUUAGUACUAAUACAAAUUUGACAUUUCAAAGUAGUAAAGGUGAGACUAUUUCUGCAAACACGGAACUUCGUCAUUUGCCCUAUUGGGCUCAUAAUAGACUUGUUGGUUUAUUAAGUUCAAACAAUGAUGUCUGGAAAGAAUUUGCAAGUAUGUUGCCAAAUUUAGAUAAGGAAGGAGAACCUCUUUUAUCUUAUGAUAAUAUCAGAAACUUAGAACUGCAAUGGAAUCGCCCAGGUAAUAGUCCAGGAAAUGCUUUGUUAAAACACUGGUAUCAUUCUGGCAGAAAAAGACCUACUGUUGCUCAUUUACUAGAUGUGUUUAUUAAAAUGCAAUUUUACCGGGCAGCAGAUUUUGUAUCUCAGGAAUUAUUGAGAGGAGAACCUGCUUCAUCUAGUCAGCCAAUCCUGACUCAAACAGUCUCAAAUGAAAAUGAUUCAGAAACAAAUUCACUUUGUAAUAUUUUGAAAAAUCAACAGAUUUCUGAAACCCAAACUGAAUUAAACAAUAUCGCACAAGAUAAAAAUAAAAUUCAGAAUUUACCUUCUGUUCAUUCUGUGGAGAAUUCAACAGAUAAAGAAAUUCCUUCAAAAAAUACUGUUGUUCAGUCUCCACAAACAUCAAAACAAAAAAAUGAUUCAGAAGAUCUAUCUUUACACACUAUACCUCAUUUUAGAUAUCGUGACUUAUAUCAAAUAAGCAAACAGUUUACUUCAGUUCCAGUUAGCUGUGGUGGCUCUAAAUUAGGAGAAGGUGCUUUUGGAGAAGUUUAUUUAGGUAAAUUUGGAAAUGGUCUUGCAGCCAUAAAACGUAUAAAAACGAGUACAAAGCAGUUUACUAUUGAAUUGCAAGUAUUAAUAAAAUACAAACACAAGAAUCUUUUACAAUUACUAGGAUAUUCCAGUGAUGGACCAGCACCUUGUUUAGUAUAUGAAUACAUGGAAAAUGGAUCACUACAGAACCAUUUGGAUUGGAAGGUCUUUUAACUUUUCAAAUUGUUUUCCACUAAAAUUUUAACCAUAUAAAAAUAAACAAUAUACAGACAUCUGUUUUAUUGAAUUUUGAGCA